AUGGACCUACAAGAAUCAGUAAGGAAGCAAAACGGCAUCCUGUGGAGGGUGUAUAAGCACGUGAUCAAAAUCACCCCCGGGAAGACCUCGAACCUAGUCUUUUCGCCGGCGUUGAUCAAUGUUAUCCUUAGCCUCAUCGCCGCUUAUAAAUCUCCCGGAGCCACCGAAGAACAUAUUCUCUCUUUACUAAAGGCUUCUUCUACCGAUGAGCUUAACGCCGUGUCCUCCCAGAUAGUAACCACCGUCCUUGCCGACAGCACGGCAAGUGGCGGGCCAAUGAUCUCGACAGCGAAUGGCUUCUGGAUAGAGAAGUCUCUCUGCUGUGUGGAACAGUCUUUCGAGAAUCUCUUGGAGACUUCGUAUAAGGCUGCCUUCAAACAAGUUGACUUUCGCACUAAGGUGGGUAUAGUUUUCUAG
Molecule: messenger RNA, 417 nt
Organism: Brassica napus (rape)
Lineage: Eukaryota; Viridiplantae; Streptophyta; Magnoliopsida; Brassicales; Brassicaceae
Product: serpin-ZX
Exons: 1
Coding region: 1-417 (138 amino acids)
Molecular function (GO): serine-type endopeptidase inhibitor activity
Source: RefSeq, a predicted model, not a curated record